CCAGACCCACUGAGGCGGCGGCACAGGGCGCGGGGCUGCGGGGUCUCGGCGGCGGCGAGAGGACAGAGGGAGCGCGCGGCGCCCCUAACCGCCAGCCGCGGGAGCGCGCCGGCACCCGCCCGCCGGGCCGGCCGGCCGCGAUGUCCGGCGCCGAGGAGGCUGGCGGAGGCGGCCCGGCCGCUGGGCCAGCCGGCUCCGUGCCGGCCGGGGUCGGGGCCGGGGCCGGGGCCGGGGUCGGGGUCGGGGUCGGGGCCGGGCCCGGGGCGGCCGCGGGGCCGGCGGCGGCGGCGGCGCUGGGUGAGGCGGCGGGGCCCGGGCUCCCAGACGAGGCGGGCCUGGCCGGCGCCCGGCAGCUGCAGGAGGCGGCGGGCGACCCCGACGCGCCGCCCAAGAAGCGGCUACGGGCGGCCGAGGCAGCCGAGGCGGCAGCAGCGGCGGCGGCGGCGGGCAGCGGGAAGCUGGAGGAGCGGCUCUACUCGGUUCUGUGCUGCACGGUCUGCCUGGACCUGCCCAAGGCCUCCGUGUACCAGUGUACUAACGGUCACUUGAUGUGCGCUGGCUGUUUUAUCCACCUACUAGCAGAUGCCCGGCUGAAGGAGGAGCAGGCCACGUGCCCCAACUGUCGUUGUGAGAUCAGUAAGAGCCUCUGCUGCCGCAACCUGGCCGUGGAGAAGGCCGUGAGCGAGCUGCCCUCUGAGUGUGGCUUCUGCCUGUGCCAGUUCCCCCGCUCCAUCCUAGAGAGGCACCAGAAAGAGGAGUGCCAGGACAGGGUGACGCAGUGCAAGUACAAGCGCAUCGGCUGCCCGUGGCACGGCCCUUUCCACGAGCUGACGGUGCACGAGGCCGCAUGUGCCCACCCAACCAAGACAGGCAAUGAGCUGAUGGAGAUCCUGGAUGAGAUGGACCAAAGCCACCGCAAGGAGAUGCAGCUCUACAACAGCAUCUUCAGCCUGCUCAGCUUUGAAAAGAUCGGCUACACAGAGGUCCAGUUCCGGCCGUACCGCACGGACGACUUCAUCACGCGUCUGUACUAUGAGACGCCUCGGUUCACGGUGCUGAACCAGACGUGGGUCCUGAAGGCACGCGUGAACGACUCGGAGCGCAACCCCAACCUUUCGUGCAAGCGCACCCUCUCCUUCCAGCUCCUGCUCAAGAGCAAGGUCACUGCGCCCCUGGAGUGCUCCUUCCUGCUGCUCAAGGGCCCGUACGACGACGUGAAAAUCAGCCCCGUCAUCUACCACUUUGUGUUCACCAACGAGAGCAACGAGACGGACUACGUGCCGCUGCCCAUCGUCGACUCCGUGGAGUGCAACAAGCUGCUGGCCGCCAAGAACAUCAACCUGCGGCUCUUCCUGUUCCAGAUUCAAAAGUAGGCGGCCCCGCCCACACCCGCCGCCGUGGCUGCACCGCGCCCUUGCCCAUCUCAGCGGAGAAGGGACGGAAGCGAACCCUGGGAUGUCUGCAUGUGUGUGCGAAGGUGGGAGCCCCCUUGCCCUCUGCCCCACCUCCCCUGUCCUGGGCACCGGAGGCUGGGCCCCGAAGAGGAGACACUGCUCGGGGACCCAAGGGGUGUGGCGUGGCUCAGCUGCCUGGCCCCAGCCCCAGCGUGCAGUGGGCCCCACGCCUGCUCUGGGCUGCACACCGGGCCACCCACAGCUCCUGGGCCGGGCUCGGGGGCACUGACCACAGACAGCAUAUUUGAUUGCAAUUAAAAAGGCACCCUUGUUUCCUA
This is a messenger RNA of Bubalus bubalis (water buffalo), 1732 nucleotides long. RefSeq names its product cysteine and histidine rich 1 (gene ZFTRAF1). The transcript is spliced from 4 exons. Bases 141 to 1373 code for a protein of 410 amino acids. Gene Ontology annotation, cellular component: nucleus. The record is from RefSeq and is a predicted model, not a curated record. Lineage: Eukaryota; Metazoa; Chordata; Mammalia; Artiodactyla; Bovidae.